This is a messenger RNA of Symbiodinium sp. CCMP2592, 1557 nucleotides long. The record is from the annotation of a GenBank genome assembly. NCBI's taxonomy places the organism in Eukaryota, Dinophyceae, Suessiales, Symbiodiniaceae.
AUGGAGCCGCUGAAGGCACCAGGAUUCUCGGACGAGGAGAGUUUUGUGCUCUGCGACGCCGCGACCAAGGGAUUCCCGAUUCUACAUGCUAGCCUUGGAUUUCAGAAGUUGUAUGGCUUUAGCCAAGAAGAGUGUUUCGACAGCUCGUGCGGGGCACUGGUCGGAGCUGAUGGCAUCUUGAAGGAUCCAUUGGCUGUUACAGCAGCGGAACGACAGAUUGGAAGCCCGCAAGCUGGACUGGCUACGGGCUUCGCAGUCAUGCACGACGUAAUGGUCGAUUUCGUCGAUGACGUGGUGCACCAGCGAGAUACAGACUUCCCUGCCGUUCUGACAGUUAACCGCAGAAGCAACGGCCAGCUGUUCACUUGUCAGAUGAGCCUCAUGCGAAAGCAUCAUCCAGAACUUGGCUGGUCUUACAUGGUGGGCUUGCAGCAGGAUGUCUCUAGCCAGAUCCCUGUGCGUGAGCUGUUGAAGGCAGCUACGCAGGGGCACGAUGGCUACAAGGCUCUCUGCGGCAGCCAAGCGCGACGCAGCAAGCUCGCUGAGCGCUUGCGGACGAAGGAAGCUGAAUCUCACUUCCAUAGCAUCAUGCGAGAUGCUUGGCGUUCUGCGCUGUCGCGACAGAUGAGUGACACGUGCGGCAAGAAGAUGCAGAAGUCGCGCUCGAUGGAGGAGCGGACAAUCGCGAGUGUGAGUACGGCAUGCUCUCUUUCAAGCGUCUUGCCAAAGAAGGAGAACAAGGAUGACGAGCUGGUGGUGGAUGAUUUCCAGCGCAGCUCCACUUGGAGUCCAGAUGCCUGCUUUCAUUUGGGUGCCAUCGCCAAGUCGAGCACCAUUCUCACGGAAGCGAAUGCAAAAGACUCCGCUGAGGUCGGUGGAACUCGUUUCCUGGAUCUCUUGGAGCCCUUCAGCGAUGAGGAUUUGGUUGCAGGCGCUCCAGUUACAGCGCAGCAGGCUCCAGCGCUGGAGUGCCCGGAGCUGGAGGAGUUAGAGGUUCCCAUCUUCCUCGUCAGCCCGGCAGGAAGAUGCCCAGUCGUUCUUUGCAGCUACUACUUUGCCAAAAUGCUCGGCUAUGAUUCCGCAGAGGUCCAGAACAGCAGCUUAUGGUUGAUUUUCAACCCCGGUGCAGACUUGGCAGAUGAGGUCGAACAGGCCGAUCUGCAGCAAGUUUUGGACGGCGACGAAGCCCAGGUGCAAGAAUUCUGGGCAGCUGCUGAAGCGGGAGAGUUCUACAAGGAGCCGAAGGCAUCAACAUCGAACAUGAAGUAUGACCAAAAGCCCCAAGGCGAACUCUUUGUUUCCGGCGACUUCCUUCAAAGGGGUGGCAGCAGUCUUCGCACUGCGGUUUAUUUGAAGCAGAUUGAGCUGGAUGACAAAAUGCUGAUUGCUGGAGUCGCCCACCCAUUUCCGCGCAUUAGUCAGUGGAAGGCGGUUUACCAGCAAGUGAACGACGAUUUGGACAAAGCCAUCGAAGUGAUGGCGGCGGAGUUCUUCUACUCUGCCCCGAUGCGGCGGCAGACGGCCGUGGGCGCUGAAGGCUCAGGGCUGCUGGCGUAA